Messenger RNA from Peromyscus leucopus (white-footed mouse), 949 nucleotides. RefSeq names its product vomeronasal type-1 receptor 4-like. Gene Ontology annotation, cellular component: membrane. Gene Ontology annotation, molecular function: pheromone receptor activity. Bases 8 to 949 code for a protein of 313 amino acids. Lineage: Eukaryota; Metazoa; Chordata; Mammalia; Rodentia; Cricetidae. Gene Ontology annotation, biological process: G protein-coupled receptor signaling pathway. The transcript has a single exon. The record is from RefSeq and is a predicted model, not a curated record.
UUACAGAAUGGACACCAGAGACCUGACUUUGGGGAUCUUCUUCCUGUCCCAGACUGUGCUGGGAUUGUUGGGCAACUCAAUCUUAAUUUAUUGUUUUAUCAUUGCUGACUUCUCUGGAAUCAAGGUGAAGCCCACACACCUGAUUGUCAAACACCUGACCUGGGCCAACUUCAUUGUUCUCUGCAGAGGAAUCCCACAGACCAUUGCUGCUUUUAGUCAGACUUACUAUGUAGAUUAUGUUUCAUGUAAACUUGCCUUAUAUUUUCAUAGAGUUGCCAGAGGAGUAUCCCUUGGCUCCACAUCCCUGCUGAGUGUCUUUCAAGCCAUCACCAUCAGCCCCAGUAAUUCUAAGUGGGCCCAGCUCAAGGUCAGAGCCCCCAGGAUCAUUGGUCCUUCCCUGGGUCUGUGCUGGGCCCUCCAGCUGUUGGUAUAUGUCUUCAUUCCUGUAUACACAACUGAUAUAAAGCAUGGGAGAAAUGUUACUCGUAUAAAUGAUUAUGGAUACUGUGUUAUUAUUAGUCGUGGAAGACUAAUCAGUACAUUUAUUGCAAUCCUACUGGCAUCCAAUGAUGCCAUCUUUUCGGGACUGAUGAUGUGGUCCAGUGGCUACAUGGUGUUUAUCUUGCUCAAACACAAGCAGAAGGUCUCACACACCCACAGAUCCCAAUCUCCUAGGUCAUCCCCUGAGACCAGAGCCACCCAAAGAAUCCUCACCCUAGUGAGCAGCUUCCUGCUCUUCUAUGUUACCUCUGUUGUCCUAACAUCUUAUCUCUCUGUCCUUGAAGGAACCACUAAGUGGCUGUCCAAUGCCCUUGUGGCCAUGUCUGCAUGCUUCCCAGCACUCUGCCCCUUUCUGCUCAUCAACCACUACACCUCAUUUUUCAGGCUCUGCGAUACAUGUUGUUCAUGUCAGAGAACACGCUGUACUUGUGUAGUCAGAGAGCUCUAA